Messenger RNA from Charadrius vociferus (killdeer), 1258 nucleotides. It is a transcript of the gene ZCCHC24, whose product is annotated as zinc finger, CCHC domain containing 24. Bases 1 to 735 code for a protein of 244 amino acids. The transcript has 5 exons. Gene Ontology annotation, molecular function: zinc ion binding; nucleic acid binding. NCBI's taxonomy places the organism in Eukaryota, Metazoa, Chordata, Aves, Charadriiformes, Charadriidae. The record is from RefSeq and is a predicted model, not a curated record.
AUGCCUUUUCAGAACAGUGAUUUUGCUUCGAUCUUAGCAGAGACGAGCCUGCGCCAGGGCUACCUAGAUGGAUUUCAAAGGGGACAUCGCGCCGCUUGCCUGCCUUAUUUGGGAAACCCCAACUCCACAGGGCUUGGCACAACCUCCGUGGCCGAGCAAGCCUUCCUCAACCUGGAGCUCCGACAGAGACUGAAGGAGAAGGAACCUCAGAUUGCGAUGAAGCGCCUCAACACCGGCAAGAAAACAGAAAUGAGAGCUCUGAGCAGCAGUCUGUACAAGAGUGCAUCACCUUAUGGCUCUCUUAAUAACAUAGUGGAUGGGUUAAGCUCCCUCACCGAGCAUUUCUCUGACCUAUCCCUCUCUUCAGAAGCCAGAAAACCCAGCAAGAGGCCACCUCCUAACUACCUGUGCCACCUCUGCUUUAACAAGGGACACUACAUCAAAGACUGCCCACAGGCUCGUCCAAAAGGAGAAGGCCUGACUCCAUACCAGGGCAAGAAACGCUGCUUCGGUGAAUAUAAGUGCCCCAAGUGCAAGAGAAAAUGGAUGAGUGGAAACUCCUGGGCUAACAUGGGACAAGAAUGUAUCAAGUGCCACAUUAAUGUUUAUCCUCACAAACAGAGACCCCUGGAAAAGCCGGAUGGCCUGGAUGUUUCUGAUCAGAGCAAAGAGCAUCCCCAGCAUCUGUGUGAGAAGUGCAAAGUUUUGGGCUACUACUGCCGCCGUGUGCAAUAAACCUUCGAAGUGGCCUCUUCCCAUCCCCAUCAUCCUUAAAGAUCCUCUGGCAGCACGUGAUCAACAGCAACACAACAAAUCAAGAUAAAAGCUAAAAUAAUUGCCAAUAUUGCCUAUCUAAUAAUAUGCCUUACCAUUAAUAGAAUGUAACAUUUCUCCUGCGCGUGCACAUGCAUGCAACAGGUAUUUACAGGACUGAUCUGUAUACAUGCAUAUAUAUAUAAAUUUAUAUAUAUGUACAACACAUCCAUAAAGCGUUACUGACAGUGUUCACAACAGAACCAUGGUUGCAGGUUCUGCUGAUUGUUUACACAGACCCUAUAUCACGGCCAGGUGAAAUGAAGUACUAUUCAAUAGGCAAGGUAUAAUAUUCACAAGGAAUAGAUGUUAUACAUAUGGCUUUUGCAGAGGUUAAAUAACUGCGGGGCCACUAACUGUAAGCACUCAACCACAAUAUGAACGUUAUUCUUAUUAUAUGACAAGACAAAGGAAGAUGAAACAAGCCACAGCAUAAAAGAAGGAA